Molecule: messenger RNA, 1792 nt
Organism: Oryza brachyantha (malo sina)
Lineage: Eukaryota; Viridiplantae; Streptophyta; Magnoliopsida; Poales; Poaceae
Product: UDP-glucuronate 4-epimerase 6-like
Exons: 1
Coding region: 206-1684 (492 amino acids)
Source: RefSeq, a predicted model, not a curated record
AUCUUACCGAAUUUCGCCUGCUUCUUCCGCUCCUGCGAUCUCACCCGAAUUCCUCACUCGUUUCCCCCGUUCACUGCCACCUCCCCCUUUAUAACCUUCCAAGUGUUCGUCCAUUGUCUCCUCAGCUAGCUAGCCAUCGCUCCAAGCUCUCUAGCUAGUAGCUACGCCUACGCGACGCGGCGAGGACGAGACGAAGGCGGCGGCGAUGCCGGCAGACGCGGCGGCGAAGGGGAUGAAGCUGGAGAGGUACGCGAGCGGCGGGGCGAUGCUGCUGCUGCUGCGGCGGGCGAGCGGCGGCAAGAUCGUGUCGGCGUCGUCGCACCUGCUGUUCCGCGCCACCGUGCUGGCCACGCUGGGGCUCGUGUUCCUCUUCACGUUCCACUACCCGUCGCUGCUGUCGCGCUCGUUCAGUUUGUCCGGCGGCGGUGGUGACGGGGGGCCGGCGCAUGCCUCGCACCGGAGCCUGCUCAUGUCGUCAUCGUCGUCGUACUCGGCGUCGGCGGCGUACGGGGGCGCCGCGUGGGAGAAGGAGGUGAGGAAGAGCGCGAAGCCGAGGAAGGACGGGGGGAUCGCCGUGCUGGUCACCGGCGCGGCCGGGUUCGUCGGCACGCACUGCUCGCUCGCGCUCAGGGCGCGCGGCGACGGCGUGCUUGGCCUCGACAACUUCAACUCCUACUACGACCCGGAGCUGAAGCGCGCGCGGCAGAGGCUCCUCGCCGACCGCGGCGUCCUCGUGCUCGACGCCGACAUCAACGACGGCCUCCUGCUCGAGAAGCUGUUCGACCUGGUGCCCUUCACGCACGUGCUGCAUCUGGCGGCGCAGGCUGGCGUGCGCUACGCGAUGGAGGCGCCGCAGACGUACGUCGCGUCCAACGUCGCCGGGCUGGUGAGCGUGUUCGAGGUCGCCGCCAAGCACGCCGACCCGCAGCCGGCGAUCGUCUGGGCGUCGUCCUCGUCGGUGUACGGCCUCAACACCGACGCGCCCUUCUCCGAGGACCACCGCACCGACCGCCCGGCGUCGCUGUACGCGGCGACCAAGAAGGCCGGCGAGGCCAUCGCGCACACGUACAACCACAUCUACGGCCUCUCCAUCACCGGCCUCCGCUUCUUCACCGUCUACGGUCCAUGGGGCCGCCCCGACAUGGCCUACUUCUUCUUCACCAAGAGCAUCGUCUCCGGCGAGCCCAUCACGCUCUUCCGCGCCGCCGACGGCGCCGACGCCCGCCGCGACUUCACCUACAUCGACGACGUCGUCAAGGGCUGCCUCGGCGCGCUCGACACCUCCGGCAAGAGCACCGGCUCCAAGUCCGGCAAGAAGUCCGGCCCGGCUCCCCUCCGCGUCUACAACCUCGGCAACACCUCCCCCGUGCCCGUCACCCGCAUGGUCGCCAUCCUCGAGAAGCUCCUCGGUAAGAAGGCCAACAAGCGCAUCGUCACCAUGCCCAGCAACGGCGACGUGCCCUUCACCCACGCCAACGUCACCCACGCCGCGCACGACUUCGGCUACCGCCCCACCACCUCCCUCGACGCCGGACUCCGGCACUUCGUCACCUGGUUCGUCGACUACUACAAGCUCAAGCUCGACAUCCCCAAGCUCACCAAACCCGCCGGCGCCGACAAGCCCUCCUCCUCCUCCUCCUCCUCCAAGAAGAAGAAGGCCACGGCCAUGGCGGCAUCGUCAUGAACCUGAACAGCACACCACCACACCAAGUGUGUAUUCCAUAGCUAGUUCUUGGAGGCUCCUGUCUGUAACCUUGUAAGUGCUUAUUAUUUAAGCCCCUAUUAAUUUCUU